Cicer arietinum (chickpea) is the source of this 1209-nucleotide messenger RNA. NCBI's taxonomy places the organism in Eukaryota, Viridiplantae, Streptophyta, Magnoliopsida, Fabales, Fabaceae. The record is from RefSeq and is a predicted model, not a curated record.
AUGUAUAAUGCAUAUAGAAAUUUAAAUAGCAUUGAUUCUGAAGUAUCUAUAUCUAUUUUCAAUAAACCUCUGUUAUUCCCUCACUCUCUUUUUUUCCUUUACUUUUGUUCUUUCUCUCUUUUUCACCCUAAUCCCACGGCGGCAGCCUUGCAGGCGCCGCCUUCGCCUCUUUCCUUCCUUCUUCGUAUUGUGCCGCCCUCGUUUUCCCUCACUCACCAGAAAACCCUCUUGAUUUCCCUCUCUUUUACCCUCAUUCACCAACUCUCAAUUUUCCUCGUUCUCACUGCCGCGAACCCAGGCGUUGCCUUCGUCCAAAGCCGCGAACCCACCACCACCAUUAUUGGUUUCCCUCAUUUUUACUCUCUCAGCGUCAUCUCUCUGUAUCUUUCGACGUCUUCAACCGAAUUAUCGGUUUUUAGGAUUAUUUUUAAUUUAGGGAUUUGCUAUCCAUUAUUUCUUAAGGCAAGGAAAUUUGAGGUUGAGAAAUCAAAGCUGAUGUGGUUUGACAUGCUGAAAUGGAGGAAGGAAUUUGGUGCUGAUACUAUCGCGGAGCCAGCAUACGAAGUAUUGUCGGAUAGCGAGAAGAGAAGUAUUUAUGAUAGGUAUGGUGAAGAGGGUUUGAAGCAGCAUGCUGCUGGUGGUGGAAUGAACAUGCAGGAUAUUUUUAAUUCUUUCUUUGGUGGGGGAUCAAUGGAGGAAGAAGAAGAGAAAAUUGUAAAAGGUGAUGACGUGAUUGUUGAUUUGGAUGCAACCCUUGAAGAUUUGUACAUGGGAGGUUCCUUGAAGGCUGAAACGUUAUAAAGGGUUCAAGGAGGGGAAUAAACAUUGAACGUGUGAAUAUAAUAUAAACUAUGAUAUGCCUGACGGUGCAGACACAUACUUGCACAGGGUUGGCCGGGCUGGAAGGUUUGGCAUCAAAGGUCUUGCAAUUACAUUUGUUUCAUGUUCAACUGAUGUGGAUGUUCUCAACAAUGUAUGACAAUUGACUCUUUUUUGUUACCAAUUUACAUUGUAUAGUUUUAGUAGAAAGCAGCCAUAGCAGUGUCAUGGUUCAGUGUAAAUCACAUAGGAUGUCAUAUGAGCAAUGUGGUGUAUUGAUAGUGAUGCUGGGAUUUAUGGUUGUUCUUUAUCAAUAUUGUUUUGGAGUUUAUGACUACAGUUUGUUUUAUUAUUAAAUGAAGUAAUAGCCUAAUGUCUUUGCAUCUCCAA